This is a messenger RNA of Nannizzia gypsea CBS 118893, 3675 nucleotides long. Its product is annotated as killer toxin alpha/beta. NCBI's taxonomy places the organism in Eukaryota, Fungi, Ascomycota, Eurotiomycetes, Onygenales, Arthrodermataceae. Bases 1 to 3675 code for a protein of 1224 amino acids. The transcript has 7 exons. Gene Ontology annotation, molecular function: chitin binding; hydrolase activity, hydrolyzing O-glycosyl compounds. Gene Ontology annotation, biological process: carbohydrate metabolic process. The record is from RefSeq and is a predicted model, not a curated record.
AUGGAUUGCAAAUCGCCUCUACUCUUCGACCUCAACGUUCAAAGUACCGAGACCAGGCAUCCUGUUAUCCGCGCCUGCACAACUAAACCCGAAAAAGUAUUACGCAAGCGUACUGAAUUAUCUGUACCGGUUACAAACCAUUCGAACAAUUCCACCAAAAAUGCAACAGUCGAGACCCAAGGCCUAGCCCCCAAUGUCCUUGCAUCCACCGCCUCAUCAGUCAUUUGCGGUGCGCAAGGAGAUACUAGAGAUGUAGUCUUUACUAUCAACCCAUCCAUUCUCAAGCCAGGGGAUGAUACCGCUUCCGCUGUCAGUCUCCUGUCAUCACACUUUACCAAUAGUGCUUCUUGCGGUGAAAAAAUUCUUCUCGUCAAAUUGGGUACUGUGGUCGUUGGUCUAUAUAUUGGUGCGGACGUCCAGACUGCUGCAGCUGCUAAUACAAUUAAUAAAUUUGGUAAGGAGCUCCCGUUUACCUCCCAUUCACCUCCCAUUUACCUCUCUUUGAACCAGAGCAGUGUACUCCCACUUCCUGGUGAGGUUCUUAAGCAGGGAGCCCAGGUUAUACAGACUUGUGAUACCACGAUCAGGGAAGCACGAACUGUUGGCCUGUUUGCUGUUGAGAGUACCGAGGACCUAUAUAUGGUCCAGGGAGCACUGAAACAAUGGGCCAAUGGCGGGUGCCUUCAUAUUCCUAAGGGGCGAGUUCUUGCCAACUUUGCUAAGCUGGGCGUUCUCACCGCUACUGAGGUUGAUAAACCCACCCCAAUGCGACGCCAUACUCGACCGUUGUCACUACAUGCAAAGAGCAGGUCUCACUCACUGGUAAGUAGGGCUGAAUGCAGAGCUAUCCAAGUUGGUAACGGAGACAGCUGCAUGGCAUUAGCAGCACGAUGCGGUAUUCGCGGACGCGAUUUCCUUCAAUUCAAUCCUAGGACAAACCUCUGUUCAACCCUAAUGCCGAAGCAAUGGAUUUGCUGCUCGGAGGGUACCCUUCCGGAUACCAGACCAAGACCUCAACCUGAUGGCACCUGUGCUACCCAUACUGUCGUUGCCGGGGACGCUUGCUUUGCUAUUACUGAUAACUACGGAAUUACACUUAACGAUAUUAAUGAUUUAAAUAAGGGAACAUGGGGUUGGGCAGGCUGUAACAGACUACAGCCUGGCCAAGUUAUCUGCCUUAGUAAAGGAAAUACCCCUAUGCCGGCUGAAAUUGCUGGCGUUUCCUGCGGCCCACAGAAGCCUGGGACUAGGAAACCCUCAGGUGAAUUUGAUGGCUGGGAUCUAGCAAAGCUUAAUCCAUGCCCCCUAAAUGCUUGUUGCUCAGGCUGGGGGUUUUGUGGUAUAACGGCUGAAUUUUGCACGGAGUCUCCGGCUGAUACGUCUGCGCCUGGUUCUUUUAAACCUGGUACUAACGGCUGUAUCUCAAAUUGUGGUACUGAUAUUGUGGGAAAUAAGACUCCAGGAGGUAGCUUUGCUCGAGUGGGUUACUUCCAGGCUUAUAACUAUAAGCGGGACUGUCUCUACCUUGACGCUACAAAGAUCCAGGAGCACUUUAAAGAUCUAACCCAUGUGCAUUUUGCAUUUGCAGGUCUUACUGACGAUUUCAAUAUAAAUAUUGGAGAUAAUAUUUGGAAGCAAUUCGAUAUCUUUAAUGAGAUGAAAGCACCCUUCAAGAAAAUUUUAUCUGUGGGUGGAUGGGCCGAGUCAACAGAGCCUGGCACUUACAGUCGUUAUAGGGAGGCCGUGAGCCCAAACAAUCGGUAUACCUUUGCUCAAAACGUUGUGAAGUUCCUUGAUAGUCACAAUCUGGAUGGUAUCGACUUUGACUGGGAGUACCCAGGCGCAUCGGACCAGGGUAUCCCAGCAUCAGACCCCAGGGACGCAGAAAACUAUUACAGGUUUCUUACGCAAUUACGAGUCCUUCUUGGAACUGAAAUUGGAUCACGAUCUCUUUCUAUUGCUAUUCCAGCGUCUUAUUGGUAUCUUAAACCUUUUCCCGUUCGUGCAAUUGGGGUAGUCGUUGACUACUUCAUUUACAUGACGUACGAUCUUCAUGGCCAAUGGGAUUAUGGGAACAAAUUUGCAAAUCCUGGGUGUCCAAAUGGGAACUGCCUUCGUUCACAUAUUAACCGCACAGAAACGUAUAGCGCCCUUGCUAUGAUUACGAAGGCCGGCGUGGUACCUUGGAAGGUCUUUAGAGUGACAGUCGCCAAUGCUGAGCUCCAGAAGAUUUUUGAGUAUGCCGAAAGAGGCCAAGAGGGUGUCCAGGCUAAGAAGUGGCAUGACACCGAGACAGAUUCAGAUAUUAUGACUUGCUUUUCAGAUGGCACACAGGGGCAAGGCAUGACCGACUGGGUUGCAUAUAUGGAUGAUAACACUAAAGCAAAACGCACUUCUUGGAUUCAGGGCCUGAAUAUGGGCGGAACUAGCGAUUGGGCUCUUGAUCUAGCGGGUUGGUAUCCUGCAGUCAAGGGAAACGGAACUAGUGGUUGGAAACUAGAACCAAAUCUUGUCAACUGCGAUCUAGAAGCAUGGCCCAGCACACUCGAGGAUCUAGAUGCAAAUAUCGGCAAUGUCCCGAUACCUUGCCGUGGCAUGGCUAUAAUGAAGAUAUUAACCGAUGAACUUAAAAGCGCCGUUGAUAAGUACAGGGAAGUUUCAUCCUCGGAUGACUAUAAGCAAAGGUUUGAAUGGUAUGCCGACUGGGUGAAGGACUCCAUUCAGCCACGUUUGAGGAGCUUCACGGCUUUAAAAACCGGCGAGGGUCUUAAAUAUAUGGACUGCAAGUGGUCUACGCCUUAUCGAAAAGGAGAAGGCCCUUGUACUGAAGUGAAUCUUUAUUACCCGCCUCACGCCGAUCUUGGAGUUCGCACUAUCGAGUAUACUGUGAGGGAUGAGGAAGGGUUUUACAACGCCCUCUUGAAGGAAGCUGGCAUCAGUAAGGAGUGGAUUGAAUGGACAACAAUUACCGAGCCGGACGAGUGCCCUACCUGCCCUCCCAAGGAUGAGUUUUGCCUGCCAAAACCGUGUUCGGACAACUAUAAAGAGUAUGUGAAUGUGCCGAGCCGCAUCCCGGAUAAGAACAAGAUCAGAGUAGAAGAUCCAAAAGACCUGAUCGACAAAGCGAUUCUUUCUAUAGACGAGGUGUUGGACCUUGCAUAUACUUCCUCUAUUGAGUUGAAUAUAGGACUUUUAGAUGCCGAUGUUACCGACGUUAUUACUGCCCUCAGUAUGCCAAUUUUUAUGCUGCAAGAUGCCUCCAAAUCAAUUGAGGAGAUCAAAAAAAUCGGCAAGGAGCACCAUGAUACAAAGAAGAAGCAGCUUAUCCUUAACGUUCUAUCUAUUGUUUUCUCGAUUAUACCUUUUGUGGGAUUGGCUGGCCAGGCAGUCGGCAUUGCGACCAAAUUUGCUGCGGCCGCCCUGAUUAUUGGUGAGAUCGGCAACGUUGCUCUUACAAUCGUUGAUAUUAUCGACAAUCCGGAGGCAGCGCCCUUUGCCAUACUCGGUCUACUAAUCGGCGCUGAAGGUGUCCGGGUUAAGGGAGCUCGUCAAGCAUUCAAAGAUGCAGCGGAUGUCCGCCGUGCGCUUACGGCUAAUUCUCUGAAAAGCUUUUCGGAAGAGUUCGUGCGCAAAGAUAGCCUUCUUCAAGGGAUGCUCAAGAAGUGUGUCAGGUAG